GAUAAAAUGGCGGACUUUCUCUCACGCGAACUGUGUUUUGUGCUUCUAUUGACGUUUUCAGCGAGGUGUUUUUGCUUCAAACCAGUGAUCAUCGUCCAUGGAAUACUUGAUCACGCGUCAGACAUGAAUGAUCUUGCUUCGUUUAUAACGCAAGCCCAUCCCGGCACCAACAUUACGUUGAUAAAAUUGUUUGAGGAAUUAGACAGCUUCAAGCCAAUGUGGAUGCAGGUCUCAGCGAUGUCUGAAAAAAUUCGAGAAGCGAUGCAAGAGGCUAAAGAUGGAGUUCAUAUGAUCGGCUUCUCCCAAGGUGGACUGACUGUGCGCGCAAUCUUGGAGACCAUGGAUAACCAUAAUGUUGAGAGCUUUAUUUCCCUAUCCAGCCCCCAGAUGGGUCAAUAUGGAGACACUGACUAUCUGAAGCCAUACAUUCCAAAGCUUGCUACAAAAGAUCUUUACAUACUAUUUUACACUGAAUAUUUUCAAGAUAGAGUUUCUUUAGCAAACUACUGGAAUGAUCCACACCAUGAAGAAAAGAACUAUGAGUACAACGUGUUCUUGCCAGUGGUAAACAACCUUAAGUCAUCAAAGUUUUUCAAUGCAUCAGUUUCUGCACAAUUCAAAGAGAAUUUCCUUCGAAUCAAGAACUUGAUUUUGGUAGGAGGUCCAGAUGAUGGUGUCAUUACACCAUGGCAGUCAAGCCAGUUUGGGUUUUACAACACAAAUCAAACAGUUGUGGAUAUGAAAAAUCAACAGGUUUAUCUUGAAGACACCUUUGGCUUGCGCACUCUGAAUGAAAGAGGGGCAGUUCAUCAGUACACCUUUCCUGGGGUAAAUCACACCCAUUGGCAUGGAACAGAGAAAGUGUUUGUGGAAGCUAUUGAGCCUUGGUUAACUUGAUAAAACCUUUGCUAAAUUGGAGUCAAUAGAGAAGAAAUCAAAAGGAAUUGUUUGCAAUUUGGUUAAUUAUUACUACUGUUAGCACCCUUAAACUCCCAGAAGUGAUUGGCAAGUAACUUCUCUCUACAGCAAAAAAGUAACAAGAAUAAUCAGAUUUAUCAAGUAGAAGUUGUUAACUAAAACUAACACCAGAUCUCGUAACUAACUUACAGAGAAAUGUAGGGAAGCUAGAGGAAACAACUAAUAAUCAGAUCUUCGGAGUGAAAGAGUUAAAGGCUCUGCAAAGAAAAUGUUGCAGCAGGUCUUUGAAUCUUUUCUGGCUGGUCCUCAAAUUUUACUGUCAAGAGUUGACAUGUUGCAUUUUUGGAACUUGAAUUCUGAAUCUAUUUUCAUAGAGUUGUGUAUAGUUUGCUAAAAUAAUUAUAUUUUCAAAAGCUCUUGAAAUUUUAAGCAGUAUAAUCAGAGAGUAAAGAGAAUAGUGGCAGCAACACACAGUUUCGCUCAACUGUGUUCUCCAUAAAAAAAAAAAAAAAACCAGCAAGGCAGGUUUCACUCAACUGUGUUCUCCAUGGAAAAAAGAAAAAAAAAAAACAGCAAGGCAGGCUUCACUCAACUGUGUUUUCUGUGAAAAAAAAAAUGGCAAGGUAGGUUUCACUCUACUGUGUUCUCCAUGGAAAAAAGAA
Molecule: messenger RNA, 1580 nt
Organism: Stylophora pistillata
Lineage: Eukaryota; Metazoa; Cnidaria; Anthozoa; Scleractinia; Pocilloporidae
Product: lysosomal thioesterase PPT2-A
Cellular component (GO): lysosome
Molecular function (GO): thiolester hydrolase activity
Source: RefSeq, a predicted model, not a curated record